CUUCCGGGAGCGGGGCCGUCCCGCCGCCAUCUUGGGCGGGCUCCGGGGCUGCGGCGGCGGCGGCGGCGGAGCGGGUCCCUCCAUGGGAAGAUGCAGCGGGCGGGGCCGGAGGAGGCGGCGAGGGCGCAGGCGGCGGCGGGGGGGCCCGGGCGGAGCGGGGCCGAGGUGGCGGCGGCCCCCGCCGGGCGGCUCCUGAGGCGGGAGCUGCGGCUGCUCGAGUCCAUCUUUCACCGCGGCCACGAGCGGUUCCGCAUCGGCAGCGCCUGCCCGGACGAGAUCAGCUGCGAGUUCGUCCCGGGGGCCGGCGCCCGAGCCGGCGCCUCCGCCUCCCGGGGGCCGCCGCCGGGACCCGUCCGUAUUCACUGCAACAUCACGGAGUCUUAUCCAGCUGUUCCCCCAAUAUGGUCUGUGGAGUCAGAUGAUCCCAACCUGGCAGCUAUCCUGGAGAGGCUGGUGGAAGUCAGGAAAGGAAAUACGUUGCUUUUGCAGCACCUGAAGCGAAUAAUCUCUGACCUGUGCAAACUCUACAACCUCCCCCAACAUCCAGAUGUUGAAAUGCUGGACCAGCCUCUGCCGGCAGAACAGAGUACCCAGGAAGAGGUGUCCUCUGAAGAGGAAGAUGAAGAGAUGCCAGAGGACACUGAGGACUUGGACCACUAUGAGAUGAAAGAGGAAGAGCCGGCAGAUGGGAGGAAGACAGAGGAUGAAGGCAUUGGGAAAGAAAACCUGGCCAUUUUAGAGAAAAUAAAAAAGAACCAGAGGCAAGAUUACUUAAAUGGUGCAGUGUCUGGGUCUGUGCAGGCCACUGACUGGCUAAUGAAGGAGCUCAGGGAUAUUUACCGAUCACCAAGUUUCAAGGGCGGAUACUAUGCAGUUGAACUAGUGAAUGACAGCCUGUACGAUUGGAACGUCAAACUCCUGAAGGUUGACGAGGACAGCGCUUUGCACAACGAUCUCCAAAUCCUCAAAGAGAAAGAAGGAACAGAUUUCAUCCUCCUCAACUUCUCUUUUAAAGAUAACUUUCCUUUUGAUCCACCAUUUGUAAGGGUUGUAUCCCCGGUGCUGUCAGGGGGGUAUGUUUUGGGUGGCGGUGCCAUCUGCAUGGAGCUGCUUACGAAACAGGGCUGGAGUAGUGCCUACUCCAUCGAGUCGGUGAUCAUGCAGAUCAGUGCAACGCUGGUGAAAGGGAAAGCGCGAGUACAAUUUGGAGCCAACAAGAACCAGUACAGCCUGACAAGAGCACAGCAGUCCUACAAGUCCCUGGUUCAGAUCCAUGAGAAGAAUGGCUGGUAUACACCGCCCAAGGAGGAUGGCUAAUGUGGAUGCUGCAGGACCAAUCUGAAUAUCUUCUGGAUGCUCUACUUGGAUCUUAGUGAUGCCUCUUGGCUUUCUCCCAGGAUGUAAUAGCUCUGCCUGUUGCAGGACAAUACUGGCUGUUCAAAACUCUAAAUAACUGUUUAAGGAGUUGGACUGACCCAGAACACUUGAUGGGCCCAUGCUAGCAGGCAUUCUUGUUAAAACAAACUCUUGAGCCUCUUGUAUUGCUGGAAACUUUUGACUCUACUCCAGUCUAGAGCAUCCUCCUUACCUAUGCUAUGGAUUUAAUUUAUUUUCUUAUUUCAUGUACACUGCUUUUUUUUGUUACGGUGUAUGAUGGAUGUGUAUGGAAAAUGUAUCUUUGGAGAAAAAUUACAGUUUGUUAAUUUGA
Molecule: messenger RNA, 1708 nt
Organism: Corvus hawaiiensis (hawaiian crow)
Lineage: Eukaryota; Metazoa; Chordata; Aves; Passeriformes; Corvidae
Gene: UBE2Q1
Product: ubiquitin conjugating enzyme E2 Q1
Exons: 13
Coding region: 91-1317 (408 amino acids)
Source: RefSeq, a predicted model, not a curated record